Molecule: messenger RNA, 3069 nt
Organism: Actinia tenebrosa (Australian red waratah sea anemone)
Lineage: Eukaryota; Metazoa; Cnidaria; Anthozoa; Actiniaria; Actiniidae
Product: 1-phosphatidylinositol 4,5-bisphosphate phosphodiesterase eta-2
Biological process (GO): phosphatidylinositol metabolic process; phosphatidylinositol-mediated signaling; release of sequestered calcium ion into cytosol
Molecular function (GO): phosphatidylinositol-4,5-bisphosphate phospholipase C activity; calcium ion binding
Source: RefSeq, a predicted model, not a curated record
UUAGACCACAUCGUCUAUAUUAAAGGUUAUCAAUGCUAUUGGUUUAUUUACUCUUCUUGGACCAAUACGACGUGAGGAUGAGCGACAAGGAUCCAGUGAUGUGUGAACUGAUACAAGCUUCUGGUUCAUACAAUAGACUUUAUACUGGAGUGCUGUUAGUGUCUCAAAGACCAAAUUCAUCUAAGCUUCCCGAGGCCAUCGUAAAAUCGCGUUUUAAUAGCUAUUUAGAUUUGUUUGAGCGAAGAUAGUUUUGAUUGUGAUGUUCGUUAUUGGGAAGAUUAUCGAGGUAAAAAUUCGUAGUGCGCAGCUUGCGGUUUGACGAAAACCCACAACUCCUUCGCAGCAACCUUUUGUAUCCGAGAAGUACUACUACCGACGAAAGGAAGCUUUGGAUCAACGUUCUAGAGUAAGAGAGCUCCAUGCUGGUAAACAGUCAAAGAUGCCUUGAAAUUGGUAUCUGAAUUCCAAGGUUUAAACUGAAAAAAAUGGCGGAAGCUGUUGAAAUCCAAGGAGCUCAGAGAGUAGUGGCUUUAAAAUCGUUGAAAAUAUGGCGGGAAAACAAGAAGAAACGCGACGCCAAAUGCGCCGAAAAUCACAAGUUUGCCAACGUAGGGGAGUCCAUCGCCUUGAUGCAGAAUGGAAGCGACUUCAUCAAGCUCAGAAAUGCGUCCAAAAAAUAUCCACGUACCUACUUUAUUGAUUCUGCGCUCCUAAAUAUCUGUUGGACGCCUUCCAAGAAAGGGGACCGUGCUCGAAUUCCAAUAAGCGCCAUUAAAGAAGUACGUGAAGGUAACAUGUCCGAUGCCUUCAGUCAAUGCAACGAGGUGUUCCCAGAGGACCGAUGUUUCUCCAUCAUUCAUGGYGACUCGUUCGUCGCACUGGACAUUAUUUCUUUGUCCAGAGAAGAGAGUAUGCACUGGUUGAUAGGACUUCGAUAUCUGAUGGCAAAACAUCUAGGAUUAUGCCCAGGCGUGGACGAGCACAUGCAAAGACAGAUGGCACGUGAUCAAUGGCUUAGAGAGAUAUUCACAACUGCAGAUAAAAGUGGUGAUGGUUUUCUUAGCAUCGAGGAGGUGUUCUCCUUGAUGCAUAGAAUAAACGUCAAGAUUUCCAAUAAGAAGCUUCGUGAGACCUUUAAAGCCGCUGACACCAACACCGAGGACUCAGAAGGCUUGUUGGAUUUCCAAGAGUUUGCGGCGUUUUACAAGAGUAUAUCGACAAGACCUGAACUCUAUAUGCUCUUAAUAAAGUAUGGAAAUGGGAAGGAAAGUCUUACUGUCGAUGAAUUGGUGGCUUUUCUUAAAACAGAACAAGGGUUAGAAGAAGAUAAAGAUUACUGCAAAUCAGUCAUAGAAAAACACGAACCAGCAGAAGAUAAUCGUGUGAAUGAAGUUCUAGGRAUAGAUGGAUUUACAAACUUUCUUCUCAGCGCUGACGGAGAGCUUUUUAAUCCCAAACACUACACAGUUAACCAGGACAUGGCAAAACCUUUGUCUCACUACUUCGUUGCAUCAUCUCACAAUACUUACUUGCUCGGGGAUCAGUUGACGUCCACAUCAAGUAUGGACAUGUAUGUCAGAGUACUACAGUCGGGAUGUAGAUGUUUAGAAUUGGACUGCUGGGAUGGUAAAGACGGUGAGCCCGUGGUGUAUCAUGGGUACACUUUGACGUCUAAAGUWAAAUUUAGAUACGUUAUCUUGAAUAUCAACGACUUUGCAUUCAUCGGCAACAGGUAUCCWGUUAUUCUGUCUAUUGAGAAUCACUGUGGAGUUCAGCAACAGAAAUUCAUGGCYAUUUAUAUGAAAGAAAUAUUUAAAGAUAAAUUAAUAUACGCGAAUGAAUAUGGGGAAAAAGAUCUUCCUUCGCCUCAAGCACUUAUGGGGAAAAUUUUAAUCAAGACGAAAAAACUACCCAAAAGUUUAAGUGAAGAUUUAGAUGAAGGUGAAGUUACAGAAGAAGACUCGGCCGAUGAGCUGGAUGACUGUUUUAAGUUUAAAUCAGGAGAUAACGAGACGGAACAAAAGAUGAAAGAAAGAAAGUGUCGUAAAACCCUAGCCUCUCUUAAUCGAUUACGAAUGAACAAAGAAGACGAUGAAAGCGAUGCUCGAGGGGAUUUGAGUUCAGCCAUUGUGUCGUCUGUAGCAGAUGAUGAAAAUAGUGAACUAACAGGAAAAAAGAAACAAAAUCCUAAGGUGAUCAAUGACAUGGAUGAAAUGGGAUUUGCCCUAAACUACCAAUCAGAUGGUCGCAUGUUACAGAUUAAUAAAGGACGCUUCAAAACUAAUGGUAACUGUGGCUACGUCUUGAAGCCUGACAUAAUGGUUCGAGAUGAUUUAAGAUUUGAUCCAAUGUCGAGGAAGGAAGUUGCAACUGUUACUCCRAAAACACUCAAAAUAAGGGUUAUAAGUGGACAGCAGUUACCCAAACCCAAAGAUAGUAUCCUUGGCGAUAGAGGAGAAAUUAUUGACCCAUAUGUUGAGAUAGAAAUCAUUGGGAUUCCUGCUGACAACGCUAAGCAUCGUACGAAGACAAUCGAAGACAAUGGAUUUAACCCAGUGUGGGAGGAAACAAUGACGUUCUUGCUACGCUUCCCURAUAUCGCUUUAGUUCGGUUCGUUGUUUGGGAUGAAGACCCUAUUGGCAGGGAUUUCAUCGGACAAUACACACUUUCCUUCACUAGCAUCAUGCAAGGUUACAGACAUAUUCAUCUCGAGGGACUAGACCAAGCCACUGUAUUUGUUCACAUAUCAAUCUCAGAUCACCAUGGAGACAAGGCGAUAGACAUUUCAGAUAACCUCAUUAAGGAGAAACAACAAUCUGGAGGAGUSAAGUUCAAGAAGCGACUAAUGAGAAACAACUCCAUAAUGUAAGCCAGUAUUCAACCGGUAUGUGUGACAUCCGUACACAAGGGAAAUAUCAAMCCACCCUAUAACUACUUCAAACAGAAGUAGCAAGUACCGUACGCUAUAAUCUGAAUUAACAACCUUUGCAUGAWAAAUCUACCUUCUGUUCAAUGGACUUCGUGUGAAAAACUAAACCUUCGAUUUCUCGUGGCCGGUUUUCCAAAAA